Messenger RNA from Suillus paluster, 1086 nucleotides. RefSeq lists its product as uncharacterized. The transcript has 4 exons. Lineage: Eukaryota; Fungi; Basidiomycota; Agaricomycetes; Boletales; Suillaceae. Bases 1 to 813 code for a protein of 270 amino acids. The record is from RefSeq and is a predicted model, not a curated record.
AUGGAAAGCAGCGGUGGUGGCGCUCUUGACCCCGCGGUCAUCGCGACGGGCUUCCAAAACAAUGGCCAGGGUCAACCUGCUGCUGGCCAGGUCGCGUCACUCACCUCGUCGAAUAACUUCAUCAACUUCUGCUUGACCGCCCCCAAUCAGCCGAUCACCAAUGGCCAGCAGAUCACUGGUGGGUCCUGCAACCCCGCACCUAUGGGUUCCAUCCCCUCCACGGCGAACAUGCCCUCCGCUAAGUUCACUAACCCGAAGAACCUCGAUGUUAUCCCGCCAAACCAGGCGUUUACCGUCUCUCUCGCUAUUCAGGGCAUGGAGACAGGCCAUUUUAUCCAGGGGCACUCCCAUGUCGUCAUCGAGCAGCUGAGCUCACUCACACAGACAACACCGACCGACCCUAGCAAGUUCGCGUUUUUCAAGGGCCUGAACGACCCUGCGAAUAACGGCAUUCUCACCGCGGACGUGACGAAUGGUCUUCCUGAAGGGACAUACAAGAUCUCGACGAUCAACAGUGCCGCAAACCACCAGCCGGUCUUGGUGCCCAUCGCACAGCACGGAUCUCUUGAUGAUGUAGUCUACUUCACUGUCAGUAACAACGCCAAUACCAACGGUGCCGCUGCCAGUUCUGGAGGUGGCUCUGCGGUGUCCUCAACAGCUACGGGUGGAGCAGCAGCCGCGACAAGUUCUGCUCAAGCUGGCGGAGGCGGAGGACAAGGAGGAAAUGGAGGAAACGGGCAAGGUGGUAAUGGCGGUGGCAGGGGUGGAGGCGGCAAUCGUCGCCAUUUCCUUGCUCGCAACAACAUGCAUUAGUAGUGAAGGUCAUAGUCAUUUAAUGGGUUCGUCACUUAAUGGGUUCGUGCAGGAGGUGCUAGGAUCUCUGUCCUGCAUCAUUUGGUUUCUCUCAAAAAAUCCCUUGUAAGGUUUAUUUUUCGCUGAUUGUGCCGGCGUUCUCCUGUAUCCCUAUCUGUAGCGUCACCCGCUCUAUAUCCGCGAGUUGCGGUAUUUUUUGUACUUUCAAGUAGUCGGUCUAGCUAAAACUAGAAUCAAGCACGGGUUGGACCUCCAUUGCUUCCAUGAGAUCAC